Staurois parvus is the source of this 729-nucleotide messenger RNA. Lineage: Eukaryota; Metazoa; Chordata; Amphibia; Anura; Ranidae. The record is from the annotation of a GenBank genome assembly.
AUGUGUGUAAAUGGGGGUUGUGUGGGGGGGGGGGGGGGGGGGGGGGGGGGGGGGGGGGGGGGGGGGGGGGGGGGGGGGGGGGGGGGGGUGGGGUGGGGGGGGGGGGGGGGGGGGGGGGGGGGUGGGGGGGGGGGGGGGGGGGGAAUCUAUGACAAAAGGAGACAAAGCCAAGACCCGAUCGUCCCGGGCCGGUCUGCAGUUCCCCGUCGGUCGUGUUCACCGUCUGCUCCGGAAGGGCAAACUAUGCCGAGCGGGUCGGGGCCGGAGCUCCCGUCUAAUCUGGCCGCCGUCCUGGAGUAUCUGACGGCUGAGAUCCUGGAGCUGGCCGGCAACGUCCGCCCGAGACAACAAGAAGACCCGCAUCAUCCCCCGACACCUCCAGCUGGCUGUCCGCAACGACGAGGAGCUCAACAAGCUGCUGGGCGGCGUCACCAUCGCCCAGGGAGGAGUCCUGCCCCAACAUCCAGGCCGUGCUGCUGCCCAAGAAGACCGAGAGCCACAAGGCCGCCAAGAGCAAGUAAUCCCCCCACAGGAUUCCCUUCUAUCCGCCAACACAACGGCUCUUCUCAGAGCCCCCCACAUCUCCAUACAAAGGGCGGACAUACGGCUUCUAUGGACACCAAUCCCACACUCCUCUCUAUCUCCCGCUUCUAUGGGAUUCUCGGGGGGGGGUGGAGGAGGAAAGUCGGCGACUUCUUCCCUCCGUCCUGCUCUGUAGAUCUCGUAUAG